Arachis stenosperma is the source of this 885-nucleotide messenger RNA. Its product is annotated as protein ALP1-like. The record is from RefSeq and is a predicted model, not a curated record. The transcript has 3 exons. Lineage: Eukaryota; Viridiplantae; Streptophyta; Magnoliopsida; Fabales; Fabaceae. Bases 1 to 885 code for a protein of 294 amino acids.
AUGGGCCCUGAUGCAUUUCUUCAAUUGUGUGAGAAAUUAAGAGCAACACGUCAAGUGAGGGAUACAAAACAUGUUACAGUAGAGGAGCAAGUUGCUAGGUUCUUGUAUAUAGUAGCUCAUAAUGUGAAAACUAGAACCAUAUCUUUUUUCUACCACCGGUCUGGAGAAACUGUUAGCCGCCACUUCCAUGCUGUGUUACGGGACUGUAUUGGAGCUAUAGAUGGAACACAUUUUCGUGUCAAAGUACCCAUAGCGGAUCAACCUAAAUUUCGAGGGAGAAAAGACUGGCCGACACAGAAUGUAUUAGCUGCAUGUGAUUUUGAUAUGAAGUUCACUUAUGUAUUAACGGGUUGGGAAGGAACAGCAUCUAACUCAAAAGUUCUUAAGAAUGCAUUAUCGAGGGAUGAUAAUCUUAAACUUCCUCGAGGAAAAUUUUACCUUGGGGAUGCUGGAUUUAUGCUGAAGCAUGGAUUAAUUACCCCAUAUCGAAGUGUAAAGUAUCACCUAAAAGAGUAUGCAAGACGUGGUCCAGAAAAUGAAAAAGAAUUAUUUAAUCUUCGUCAUGCUUCAUUGAGAAAUGUUAUCGAAAAGUCAUUUGGAGUUUUAAAGAAAAGAUUUGCAAUAAUCACAAGUGGCACUGAACCACAUUAUGACUUUGAGACUAUAACUGAAAUUGUGCUAGCUUGUUGCAUAUUACAUAACUUUUUAAUGGGUGUAGAUCCUGAUCCACAUCUCAUAGCUCAAGUUGACCGAGAACUUCAAGAGAAUAAUCCAAAAGAGGAUGAAGUCGUUCGACAUGAACAAGAUGAAGACUAUAGGCGGGGGGCCAUAUUAAGGGAUGAAAUAGCUGCUCAAAUGUGGGCUGACUAUCAACUAGGACUCUGA